Molecule: messenger RNA, 2269 nt
Organism: Nymphalis io (European peacock)
Lineage: Eukaryota; Metazoa; Arthropoda; Insecta; Lepidoptera; Nymphalidae
Exons: 12
Coding region: 90-1982 (630 amino acids)
Cellular component (GO): nucleus
Molecular function (GO): zinc ion binding
Source: RefSeq, a predicted model, not a curated record
CGCUUAAGGAGGAGGAACUUAUGCUGAUUUUUUGAGCGCCUAGCGAUACUACGUGAACUGUCUAGUGCGAAUACCUAUUGUAGAUCAUUAUGGGUCGAAAAGGCACCGUGUACAGAUGUGUUAGAAAGAAAAGAUAUACAUCUGCUUUAAGAAAAGCAAAUGAAGCAAGGAAAAUCAAGAACACUGCCAUUCAUUCAUGUUCUGUUACGUUAGAUAUAGAAAACGUCGAUACAGAGGCCACGAUACCAAUCGCCGUAGUUCCUUCAUCUGACGAACCUUUAAUGCAAGCACGUAACGAGAUAGAUACGACAAUGACCGUAGAAAAAGAAUCCGAGGAUAAUAUCAGUUGCGGAAUGGUUCGCAGGAAAGCUCAGCUUUCUCGGGAAUCGUCUAAAGCAAGGCGACUAAGACUUUUACGUCGCAAUGAGACGGAAGAUGAAAAUAUGAAAAGGUUACAAAAACAACGACUGAUUAACAGAAAUAACCGGCUGAGGGAAUCAAGCGCAGAACGAUUUAAGCGUUUGAAUGAACAAAAAGAGCGAACUGCUUCCAAAAGAGCACGAAGGAAAUACAUUUUAAAAUCAGCCUCUUAUGACGCUAGCGCUAAUCGCUCUGCAUCAAAUGAUAUUAAUAUUGAUAGGAUGAAUAACAUUCGCAAAAAAAUUCAAGUACAGAAAUUCGAAACUGAACCUGGCAGAUGCUGUAGCAGUAGCAAAUUUGCUGCAAUGACUGAUUUAGAGAGUGACAUACAAACCGAAGCAGAGUGCGAUCCCUUAGAAUGUCGCGCGUGUUUGCAAAUAAUGAACGCGGAUUCUGUUUCAUACAAUAUAUUCGAGAGUUGGACGCCGCCUUGGGAUGGAAUGGAAAAUAGUAUAGCGGAGGACCUAGCGAAAAUAGCAAAUCUACAGAUAUCAGAAACGGACAGACAUUCCAAAGUAAUAUGUGAGACGUGCUGUCAACUAUUGCUAAAUGCGUGCAAUUUUGCAGCAAUUGUUAAGAGGAAUGAUCAAAUACUUAGUGAAAGAUAUACAGAUGAUACAACAGAGCAGAAGCCAUUUAAUGAAAAGGUCUGGCCUAAGCCCAUACAAGUUGACAAAUCAUUAGCUAGUUCUAUGUACGACAAUCCUAUGAAUGUUGAAAUUAAGCAAGAAGUCCUAUCUGAUGAAGAAAAUGAAUAUCCUGUUAUAAACGGCACAUAUGAAACCUCUAGAGAAGAAAUACCAAACAUGGACAUUAUUAAAAUUGAACCUGAAGAAAUGAUUCAGCAGCAACCUCUGCAAAUAAAAGUCACAGUGAAUGGAAGUAUCCCGUUAGAAGAAUUAAAUACUAAGGAAUCACAUUUAACUAAUGGAAAUAGUGAUAAUGGGGAUCAUUUGAUCUCCGAAGUCAAGGAGGAGCCGUUGAGCGAAGAAGAUGACGUAGAUCCAGUACAUUCAGAUCUGUCACUUGAAUGUAUGCUUUGUAUGAAAGCAUUUAAUAGUGUUACUGGAUUGAAGGCACAUGUAAUCGCACAGCAUUCCUACAAGUCAGUCAAGCGAAAGAGUCAGAACAGCUUGUCACCGGAAAAGAAAAAAUGUAAAUAUAUCUGUGCUAUAUGUAGACGAAGUUUUACAACAUCGACAGACUUAAUGGUACACGAGACAUGCCAUAAUAAAAGUGUGUGCUAUGGCUGUAAUGAGAAUUUCGACACAUUUGAUGAGUUGACGACACACAGACGGACGUGCAAAGCAAUAUCAAACAAAGAAAUAACAAAGCUCAAAACCCUUGAUGAUGUUUUAAGACCCCAGAUGAAAGAGGAAAUAAAUGAACUGAAAUGUGAAUUUUGUCAUGAAAAAUUCUCAGACGUAUACUAUAUGAAUAUUCAUCAAGAAAUACAUCAUUCGAAUAGUGAAGAAAAUGAGGCUGAUGAUAAAAAUAGCAUGGAAGUCGAUUUUGAAAAAGUUUUUACUUCAAGUAAGAAAAAAGAGUUGAACAAUGAAUAAAAAGUAAUCACUAAUGUACUGUCACAUUGUGUUAAAUUUAUUCAAUUUAAAAUGUUCAAACAUUGACUUGAAUUAGUUAAUGUCUAAUAAUGUAUUUUUUUUUGUCAUUAAUAAAUUGUCAGGAGUUAUUGUACUUCAAUGAUUAAUAUUCUUUUGAUUAAAAUUUAAAUAAAAAUUAGACCUCAAGACUCUUUGACUGUUUUAAUGAUAAUUAAAAAGUUGUAACAUGAAUAUAAAUAGUUUAAAUAGAUUAAGCUUUCAUGAACAUUUGUAAAGUAAAGCAUCCC